AUGAUUUAGUGGACCAAACAAGGCAAGCUGUGAACCUUCCCUAUUGACAAUGAGAUUGGACUGGAGGAAGAGGAGAAAAUAGGAUUCCAAGAGCACGUGUUCCUGGAGCACCACCUCGAAAGAUGGUGUCCUUGACGGGGUCCCAUCAGACACUUCAUGAACCUCUCGAAGAACCCUUACCUCACAGUGGAGCGGAAAAAGGCUCACAUAAUGUGGUACAAGAAUUACUUCGAGGAGAAACAUGACAUUCUGAAGGAUCAAAUUAGGUUGAAAUUGGAAUUUUGAAUUGUUGAUUAUAAAGUUAAAGAAUUACUAUGCUAAUGGAGGUUGAAGUCAUAAUUAUUCAUUUUUCAAAGACUGAAGUAAGUAAAGUUAGUCUUAAUUGGGAAACCUAGGAUAUUGGACAACCAUUUUUUUGUUACUUUUGUUUAAAGUUCAUUGGUGACUUUAUUUUUUUAUGCUAUCAUGUAAACUGAAGUGGUGGACAUGCAUCAAUGUAAUGGAGUAAGUUAUAGAUAUGCGUAAUAUCAGUAAAGAAAAAGAAAAAUGCCAUAUAUGAAUAUCAAUAUAUUUGUUCGUAUUGUGUAAUAAACUGGUUUUGUUUGGAUGAAUUUAUGUAUAUUAUGUAAAUAAAG
Messenger RNA from Penaeus vannamei (Pacific white shrimp), 635 nucleotides. Lineage: Eukaryota; Metazoa; Arthropoda; Malacostraca; Decapoda; Penaeidae. The record is from RefSeq and is a predicted model, not a curated record.